Musa acuminata subsp. malaccensis (wild Malaysian banana) is the source of this 4225-nucleotide messenger RNA. RefSeq lists its product as uncharacterized. NCBI's taxonomy places the organism in Eukaryota, Viridiplantae, Streptophyta, Magnoliopsida, Zingiberales, Musaceae. Gene Ontology annotation, molecular function: phosphatidylinositol binding. The record is from RefSeq and is a predicted model, not a curated record.
ACCCUCUGCGGAGUCGAGAGGCGAAUCGAAUAGGAAGAAGAGCCGAAGAGGGAGGGGCGGAGAGAGAGAGAGAGAGAGAGAGGCUUCGUCUUCGGCCUCGGCUUCGAAAGGUUGUUGAACAACUGCUUAGUGUAGACAGUUCUACUCGUAUGUGGAGUCCGAUCGCCGCCGUUCUCUUUUUUGAGCCCUAAUUCUGUCUUUCUUCGAUCGCCCCGGGAGGCGGGGGGGGCGGGAGAGAAAGAGGUCCGAUCGGAGGGUUUUGAUCCUGUGGGUGCCCGAAAUUGCGUGGCGAUCCCAUCGCAUCGGAUGGAGGGAGGAAGGGGGAUGAGCACGGGAAGGCAGACGGUACGGGACUUGGCGGAGGAGGCCAAGAAGCGGGUGGUGUUGCUCCUCAUAUGCGUCUUCGGUCUCUCCUACCUCAUGUCCUUAACUAGCUCCUCAGUUUGGGUCAACUUGCCUGCUGCUGCUGCUAUUAUCAUAUUUUGUCUUUAUUUGUCACGUGACCUGGAUAUUCGAAGGAGGAGCACAGUGUCUGACAAGCUUUCCCUUGUUGAUGAAUUUACUCAAAAGAAAUCUGUUGAACUUCUCAAAUUUUCCCUUGAAAAAUCAGACUGGAGAAAGAAGGUGGAUUCCCCUCCAGUUGAGGCAGCAAUAGAGCAAUUCACGAGACACCUAAUCUCCGAGUGGGUGGUUGAUCUUUGGUACUCACGUAUAACAUCAGACAGAGAUGGUCCAGAAGAACUAGUUGAAAUCAUGAAUGGCGUCAUUGGGGAAAUUUCUUCUCGUGCAAGAGAUAUAAAUCUUAUUGAUCUUGUGACCAGGGAUAUUGUCAACCUGAUUUGCAACCAUCUGGAGCUUUAUCGGUAUAGCCAGGCUAAGAUUGGGAAGCAGGAAAUUAUGAAGCUACCCACUGACCGGCGAGAUAUACAGAUUAAAAUUAUUUUAGCAGCUGAGAACAAGUUACAUCCAGCUUUGUUUUCUGGAGAAGCAGAACACAAGGUUUUGCAGAAUUUGGCCAAUGGGCUUAUGUCUAUAGUUUUCAAGCCUGAAGACUUGCAAUGUUCAUUCUUCCGCUAUACAGUCAGAGAGCUUCUUGCUUGCACAGUGAUUAGGCCUGUUCUGAACUUAGUUAAUCCAAGGUUCAUAAAUGAAAGGAUCGAGUCUUUGGCUCUUUCCCAUGCCAAUAAGGCUAGCAAGAAAACUGGACCAUCAGAAGAAGCACCCAUAGUCAAGCGAAAAGCACAUUCAGUACCAUCUGAUGUUCAAAUAUCUGGAUCACUGGAUCGGUCAAGUCCAGGCGUUGAACUUGUUCAGUAUAAAAAUGACACUUGCAAGACCAGUUCAGAUAAUCACAGCAUAGCUAAUGGGAUAUGUUAUACAAAGAAGGGAAAACGUCCAAACUUAGAAACAAUUGAUGACUCUUGUCCUGAUAAGUCAGAUUUUGUCUUUAAUGAAGCUCAGAAUUCUUUCUCAAAUAACUCUUUGCUAUCAGAUUCUCAAUAUCAUGAUGGAAAAAGGAAUGGUGCAAGUGAGUGGGCGGAGAUGUUGGAUGUUAUCUCCAAAAGAAAGUCUCAAGUUCUUGCACCAGAACAUUUGGACAAUAUGUGGGCAAAAGGACGAAAUUACAAAAAGAAAGAAGUCUGUAAGCCAGCAAAAUCAGUUGCACAAAAUUCAUCUGUAGGAUUUACAAACACUUAUUCUGGUACCUCAAACCAAGACAAAACACACCCAAGUGACAUAUCCAAGCAAUAUGCUAUCAUCUCCAAAGUAGAAAGUCUGCAUGCUACUGAUUAUAAUGCCUCUAACCAGUCAAACCCAUCACUUCAAAAAAGAACUGAACAGCGUAAUCAUGAAGAGCUUGAACAAGAAAGUGAAAGUUCCUACACCUCUGAGGAUGAUGAGAACAGUACCGUCAUGGGACUUGAUUCCCCUGGAACAAGAGUUUGGGAAAGCAAAAACAAAAUAAAUGCUGGUGUUUCAAGCAUAAGACAUCCUCUUGAAACAUCUGAAAGUCAUGUAGCAAGGAAAAAUAGUAAUGUUUAUGUUCACCAUCCUAGGACAUCGGGAACAUCAUCAGGAAGAAAAAGGUUUAGGUUAAGCAAUCAAAAGGUCCCACUAUGGCAGGAGGUUCAGAGGACAUCAUUUUUGUUGGGAGAUGGUCAGGAUGUGCUUAAUGCCUCAAAAAACGAUACAAAAAUAUUGGAAUUAAGUGAUGAGUCAGAUGUGGAAGUUAGGGGUAGAAUUUACAGUGGGGCUGUGGCUUCUUCUUCUUUUUCCUCUGUUUCAGCAUCUGAGUCAUCUUAUUCAUCUAUGAAGUCUCCUGAUAUCCUUGUAUUAGCGGAUACAUUUCUGAAGUUGAGAUGUGAGGUACUUGGGGCCAAUGUUGUAAAAAGUGGUUCAGGAACCUUUGCUGUGUAUUCAGUUUCUGUGACUGAUGCAAAUAACAAUAGCUGGUUUAUAAAAAGAAGGUUUCGCCAUUUUGAGGAGCUACAUCGACGUCUGAAAGAGUUUCCUGAAUAUAAUUUAAGUUUGCCACCCAAGCAUUUUUUGUCAUCUGGACUAGAUGUUCCUGUUGUUCAAGAAAGAUGCAAGCUUCUUGAUGUAUAUUUGAAGAGGCUUCUUCAGAUUCCAACCAUAUCAGAGUCUAUAGAGGUCUGGGAUUUUCUCAGUGUUGAUUCACAGACAUAUGUUUUCUCAGAUUCUCUCUCCAUCAUCCAAACAUUAUCAGUGAAUCUUGAUGUUAAGCCACAUGAAAAGAGUGCGAAAAGUUUUGAUUCCAUUGAAGAUGUCAAUAGCCAGUUAUUUUCUGCAGAGAAAAAUCAAAAUUAUGAGAUCAAAGACAGUGCUACACCAAUGAGUAAGAGUUACCCUGAAUCUGAUGGUUUAAGACUGAGAAAACCAUAUAUGGAGAAAAUUUCAGGUCCAGAUACUAGAAAGGAGCAGAAGAAUUCAUGUCAGGACAAGACAGGAAGUGAUCCAGAAAGUAGGCUUGGGAAGAAUGUUCCAUCUACUGGCAAAUCCGACCAGCUAAAGAAACACUCAGUAGUGGGAGUUGAGACUUUGCAAGAGAGCUCUAAAAGUAUUCAUUCUGGUGGGGCCUUCAGCAUUCCGACUGAAUGGGUGCCAGUGCCUCCAAAUUUGACUAUUCCCAUAUUGAAUUUAGUAGAUGUAAUUUUCCAGCUGAAGGAUGGCGGUUGGAUCAGGCGCCAAGCUUUUUGGAUCGCUAAGCAGUUAUUACAGUUGGGAAUGGGGGAUGCUUUUGAUGAUUGGCUUAUUGAGAAAAUCCAGCUUCUUAGAAGGGGAGUGGUAAUUGCUUCUGCUAUCAAGCGUAUUGAGCAAAUUCUCUGGCCUGAUGGAAUUUUUUUAACUAAACAUCCUAAACGAAAAGCUCCAACACCAGUUUCUUCACCGGGCACUCAGAACAACCAAAACGCUAAUCCAUUGACUACUGAACAACAGCUAGAAGCUGAUCGCCGGGCAAAAUUCGUUUAUGAACUAAUAAUAGAUAAAGCACCAGCUGCUUUGGUAAGUCUUGUUGGCAGAAAGGAAUACGAGCAGUGUGCUCAGGAUAUAUAUUUCUUUCUUCAGUCCCCUGUUUGUUUGAAGCAGUUUGCACUAGAACUUCUGGAGCUUCUGUUUUUGUCAGCAUUUCCUGAACUCAAUGAUGUUGUAAGGCGAUGCCAUGAAGAUAAUCAGCAGCUGGAAUCAGAAAUCAAUCAAUGAACACUCUUAUACAGGACCAUGACUGAUGAUUCAUGGGGGGUGGACCGGGUGGUAUGCUUGUUUGGACCAAAGUGGUGGGUGAGUUGCCGACUCUCAUCAGUAAAUACCGUCAUGAAAUCUGGCAAGACCAUGACUGAUGAUUCGUCGAUGCAUUUACUUGGGAAAUAUUGUGCAUAAGCAUUAAGGUAUUGGCUUGCAUACCUAGAAGCUGGUUUCUCCUGGCUGCAAGUCGGAGAUUUUUGAGCGCUUGGUCUGGUAAUUAUAGCAAAAGUUUUGUAUUUUUCUGUUGAAUGGUGCAGUUAUAUAGUAUUCCUUGGCUCUUCAUCUGCAAGAAGCCCUUUUUUCUGUUUUUUUUCCGGGGGUUAUGGAGGCCUAAUUGUAUAGUCUUUUGUUUCUUUUUUUUUAUAAUGUUUUUAAAGAUUUCGGCACGUGAUUCAGUAACCAAAUCAGUGGUGUAAAGAUGACGGAUGUGAUUGGAACACGUAAUCUCCAACUUAUUUAA